Messenger RNA from Amborella trichopoda, 5362 nucleotides. Its product is annotated as binding protein. The record is from RefSeq and is a predicted model, not a curated record. Gene Ontology annotation, cellular component: nucleus; chromatin. Lineage: Eukaryota; Viridiplantae; Streptophyta; Magnoliopsida; Amborellales; Amborellaceae. Gene Ontology annotation, biological process: mitotic sister chromatid cohesion; DNA repair.
CUUAACCUCUCAUGUGAUCUCGUUUACUCUUUAAACUCUUUCACUUUCUCCAGCCCUAAAAUCCAUUUCCUCUGCAAAUUCCAUGAAUUUUGCCCUAGAAAUUGCGGAAGAAGCUAAAUUUUAGCUCAAAAAAUGGGACAUCAACUCCCACAGCGGCUCAAAGAAGCGGGCACGAAGCUUGAGAACCCUCCAUCAUCGAAGGAUUCACUCAUCAAGCUUCUAAAGCAAGCUGCCACUUGUCUCUCUGAGCUGGAUCAAUCACCAUCCCAAUCCUUAUUAGAGUCAAUGCAGCCAUGCCUCAAUGCUAUUGUGAAACCCGAACUUUUGAAACACUCAGACAAGGAUGUCAAGCUCCUCGUAGCGACUUGCAUAUGCGAAAUAACCAGAAUCACUGCACCUGAAGCGCCAUACAGUGAUGAUGUUCUAAGGGACAUAUUUCGGUUGAUUGUUGCUAUAUUUGGAGGAUUGGGUGAUACGAAUGGUCCAUCAUUUGGGAGAAGGGUUGCUAUUCUAGAGACUGUUGCGAGAUAUAGAUCGUUCGUUGUUAUGCUUGAUCUGGAGUGUGAUGAUUUAGUUAAUGAUAUGUUCAGAACCUUUCUUUCUGUUGCCAGAGAUGAUUAUCUAGAUAAUGUUUUAAUGUCCAUGCAAACAAUCAUGGUACUUCUUUUAGAUGAGAGCGAGGAUAUCCAGGAUGAGCUCUUGCUUGUUCUAUUGUCUGCCUUAGGUCGGGGGAAAGAUGAAGUUUCUUUGGCUGCAAGGAGAUUGGCUAUGAAUGUUGUAGAGCACUGUGCUGGAAAACUUGAGCCUUAUGUUAACCCAUUCCUUAUAUCAGCACUGUCGGGGGACAAGCAUUUUGUUGAUGAUGAGCUUGAUUAUCAUGAAAUCAUAUAUCAUAUAUAUCGUUGUGCUCCUGAGAUUCUUCAUGGGGUCGUCCCAUACAUGACGGGAGAAUUACUGACUGAUCAGCUUGAUGUUCGGCUGAAAUCAGUGAACCUACUCGGACGCUUGUUUGCUUUACCUGGACAUGUCAUCUCGCAAGCAUAUCUGCCACUCUUCUCUGAGUUUUUGAAAAGGCUAACCGAUAGAGUAGUGGAAGUGCGAAUAUCUGUUGUUGAGCAUGUUAAAGAGUGUCUUCUGUCAAACCCAUUUCGAACUGAAGCGCCUGAAAUUAUCUCUGCACUCAGUGCUCGACUGUUAGACUAUGAUGAAAAUGUUCGGAAAGAAGUUGUAGCUGCAAUUUGUGAUGUGGCCAAUUCUUCAUUAAAAUCUAUUCCAACUGAGACUAUUAGACUUGUUGCUGAGCGUCUUCGUGAUAAAUCUAUAGUUGUCAAAAGUUAUACCAUGGAAAGGCUAGCAGAAAUAUACCGGUUAUAUUGCCUGAAGGAUUCGGAUAAUUUAAUUGGAAAUGGUGAAUAUGACUGGAUUCCAGGAAAACUAUUGCGAUGCUUUUAUGACAAGGAUUUCAGAUCCAAAGAAAUUGAGAUUCUUUUGUCCGAUUCAUUGUUCCCGUUAGAGCUCUCAAAUAAAGAGAAAGUGAGACAUUGGGUGACGGCUUUUUCAAAAUUUGAAAAGGUUGAUGUGAAGGCUCUUGAGCAACUCCUGGCACAGAAGCACAGGUUACAGCAAGAGAUGCAGGCAUAUCUAUCUCUUAGACUGAAGCAUCAGGAUGAUGGUUCACCUGAGCUCCAAAAGAGAAUCUUAGGCUGCUUCAAAACCAUGUCUCGUUCAUUUAAGGAUCCUGUAAAGGCAGAGGAGUGUUUCGAAACUUUUAAUCAAUUGAAAGAUGCUAAUAUCUGGAAGAUUUUGACAACCCUACUUGAUUCUCAUACUAGUACUCACCAAGCUUCAACCGCCCGGGCUGACUUGCUUAUGAUCCUUGGUGACAAGCACCCUCUGUAUGAUUUCAUGAGAACACUCUCAAUCAAGUGUUCUUAUGAACCUUUCAAUGAGGAUCUUGUAGAAGAGAUCAUGUCGGAGGUUGUUAUGUAUAAAUCUUCAGGAGACGAGAAUCAGCAACUUGUUCGUGCUUGCAUGAAGCUUCUUGAGAUUCUUUCAGGUUUUUUUCCAUCGCUUUUCAAUGGUACAGAAGAAUCUUUGGUCCAUCUUCUCAAAGAAGAUGAUGACAACAUUAAAGAAGGUAUUGUGCAUGUUCUUGCAAAGGUUGGUGGAGUCAUCCGGGAUCAACUUGUUAAGACUUCCAGUUCAGUUGACCUUUUAUUAGAACGACUCUGUUUGGAGGGCACACGAAGGCAAGCCAAAUAUUCUGUUCCAGCCCUUGCUGCAGUAACUGAAGAUGAUGGACUUAAGGCACUCUCUGUACUAUACAAGAGGCUUGUGGAUAUGCUGGAGAAAAAACAAACACAUCUGCCUGCCAUACUUCAGUCAUUGGGCUGUAUAGCUCAGAUCGCAAUGCCAGUUUUUGAAACCAGAGAGGAGGAGGUUCUUGGGUUUAUACAAAACGAAGUUCUGAAUUGCAGUAAUACUUCUGAAGAUAUUUUGAAGAAAGAAUGGGAUGAAAGAAGUGACCUUUGUUUGCUGAAGAUAUAUGGUAUUAAAACUUUGGUAAUGAGUUAUUUACCUGCCAAAGACGCUCAGUUGCGGACCGGUAUUGAUAAGCUUUUAAGGAUGCUAAAAAACAUUCUAACCUUUGGGGAGCUUUCUGAGGAUAUUAAGUCGAGUGAAGUGGAUAAAGCUCAUUUAAGACUUGCUUCAGCAAAAGCAGUUUUACGUUUGUCGAAACAUUGGGAUCAUAUAAUACCUGUUGAUGUUUUUCAUUUAGUCUUAAGAACUGCACAGGAUGGUUACCCUCAGGUUAGGAAUCGAUUCCUCAGCAAGGUACAUCAAUAUUUGAAGGACAGGGUUGUGGAUGGAAAGUAUGCCUGUGCCUUUCUGUUUGGCAUAUUCGGAUCCACUGACUUUAAAGAGGACAGGCAUAAUAUAGUUGAAAUAGUUGAUAUGUAUCGACGUGAAGUGAAGGGGCGGCAUGUUUUUCUGCAAUCCAAUGGGAACCUGCAGAUAGCUUAUCCAGAGCAUAUUCUCUCAUAUUUGGUCCAUGCUCUUGUGCAUCAUCCUGCAUUCCCUGGGGUUGAGUGUGUUGAUGUUAAAGAAUUUGAACCAGUUUACCGGGUGUUGCAAACAUUUCUCUCUUCUCUGGUCUCUCAAGGAGAGGGACAAUACGAGACUAGUGCUGGAAAGAAACAAGAGAGCUUGUCUGCAAUAAUGUCAAUAUUUCAUGGUAUCAAGUGUUCAGAAGAUGUGGUUGAUGGAAGUAAGUCAAAGAAUGCACAUGCAAUAUGUGAUCUUGGCCUGUCUAUAGUGAAGCAUUUAGUGGGCAAUGAAGUGGAGUCUACAUGCUCUUCUCAAUCUAUUUCACUUCCUUCAAUGCUCUAUAGGCCUGUUGUGAGGAAUGAAGGUGAUGAUUCCCAGGCCAGUGAGGAGCAGCAACUUUCAUGGUUGGCUGGUGAUGAUGUCGUAGCUCAGUUGCAUUCUCUGUUUUUAGAGAAUGAAGAGAGAGUUAAAUCUGAAGUGACCAAAGAUGGGGAAAAUCUAAUGAGCAGUGAUAAAUACGAGACAGAAGUACCUCUGGGAAAGAUAAUGAGAAUUCUAAAAGCACAUGGGACUAAGAAAAAGAAUAAAAAAGAACAUGACACUCAGAAGAAGAAUGAAGUAGCAGAAAUUUUACCUGCUGAAAGAGAAAAUUUAGAGACUGAUAUAGACAUUUUGGGUGUUAUUAAGGAAAUGGGAUUGGACAGUCUGCAAGAAGCAAAGAGCUUAGAAGCUGGAAAAAUUUCAGACAGUCUAGAAGACCAAGCAAAUGAAGGGAUUGCUGGUGAGGAUAAAGGUAAAGAAUCACAUUUUGUUAAGAAAAACGUGAAAACCAAGAAAUCAAAGGCCUCUAAGAGAGGUCCUAAAUCAAGAAAACGACAUUCUCAGGAUGUUUUGAAUGAGACUGAUGAUCACUCUCAUGUGGGAAAAGAAUUAAUUUUGGAGGAAGAUAAGUCAGAACCAGAUAACCAUUUUGAUUUAUCGCCCUCAUGUUUGCCAACUGACGAGAAAUCUUCAACAAAAUCCAAAGCUAAAGGUUCUUCAAAGAGAUUGAAGGGAAAUCUAGGUGCAAUUGGUGAUGCUGGCAAUGGUUCAAAGGAUUCCACUAAAAUACAUGACUCUGAUAAGAAGAUUAGGAAACGAAAAAGGAAGAGUAUUACAGGAUUGGAGAAGCCUAGUUUGAUGAAUGCUAGCAAACGUGAUUUGGAUUUGAUUGGACGCAGAAUACAAGUUUGGUGGCCCAUGGAUAAAGAGUUCUAUCAAGGUGUUGUGCAAUCAUAUGAUCCAGGAGCAAAGAAACACCUGGUACUAUAUGAUGAUGGGGACGUCGAAAACCUUAGGUUGGAUAAGGAGAUAUGGGAUUAUGUUGAGGAGGAUCAAACUUCGGAAAAGCAGUCAGAUGCAGCUCCAAGCCUAAGCCUCUCCACCGACACGGCAUUGGAGAGGAAAGUAAAGAAGGCGAAGACUUCAGCUGUAUCAAAAGAAAAGAAGCAUGUAGCUGAGAAGUCCUCAAAUCCAAGAGGUAGAAAGAGAAGAAAUCCUGGGAAGAAUAGGAGUAAUGGUGUUAGAAUAUCAGAAGACACAAAUUCUCACGAUGUAGAAAGAAGAGGUAGUUCUGAUGUUGAGAAUGCAGAGCAGCAGCCUGAUUCUGAUGGUGAAGAAGAGAAUUCAGAUGAUUCUGGAAACAAGAAAGAAAGUGUCGCUCAAGCUGAAAAACAAAUGGAAGAAAGCGAAGACCAGCCCAAUUCACUGAAAGAAGAGAGCAUAUCUGAAGAAGAAAAGGUGGACGGCACUGAGAGUGCGAAGGAUUCUCCACAAGAACAGAGUGUCUCUGAAGAUGAAAAUGGGGCUGGCACAGAAAGUGCCAAAGGUUCAGGAGACUCUGACAAUGAGCCAUUAAGUAAGUGGAAAUUGCGAGCUGGGAAGGCUGUCUGAGGUUUUGAAAUUAGACAGCUACCAUGAGAAACAUCUUUGGACUGUGACGUAGCUCCCGCAGCCAUUGAUUGACUUGAGCUUCUCGCUUUCUAUUGAUCAUCUUUAUCUCUGCUGAAGCCAAUCACAGGUAAAGCUACUGUACAAUGUAAAUAAUUCAAUGGGAGGAGCAAAACUCGGCCUUGUUGCUUGGGUUGUAUUAUGUACUGCUAUAUAAUUUUAUCAUCUUCCCUUUAAUGGAAGCCCAUUGUGUUAUGGUUAAGAGAAAUGCAUUUGUCACCCUAGUUCACUGAAAAGGUGAUCAUGGCAGGUAGUUUGUAUUCGACAAAAUGGUUUAGGCUUGUAUUUUAAUAUAAUAUGGAAACAAUUUUGAAGUGGACUUAGA